Messenger RNA from Girardinichthys multiradiatus, 2461 nucleotides. It is a transcript of the gene ndrg4, whose product is annotated as NDRG family member 4. The coding region runs from base 157 to 1470 and encodes 437 amino acids. The transcript is spliced from 18 exons. NCBI's taxonomy places the organism in Eukaryota, Metazoa, Chordata, Actinopteri, Cyprinodontiformes, Goodeidae. Gene Ontology annotation, cellular component: cytoplasm. Gene Ontology annotation, biological process: positive regulation of ERK1 and ERK2 cascade; signal transduction; brain development. The record is from RefSeq and is a predicted model, not a curated record.
GAUCGUUCUCUCUCUUUUUGUCCAUUGCAACCACAGGCACAAACACACACUCCCUCCCUCCCUCUCUCUCUCUUAUCCAGAUUGUGGCAGUCGGAGAGACAAGGACAAAAACCCAACCACGAUCACAGAGAGCUACGCCACAGGUUGCUGUCCAGGAUGGCAGGGAUGAAGGAGCAGCAGAUCACGGAAGAGAAGCCCCUGCUGCUGGAGCAAAGAGGAGCGGAUGCAGACAUGCAGGAUAAAGGAGAGGAGGCAUCGGGGGGACUCCCAUGCCCCGAAAGCCCCGCGCCCCCUAAUGAACCCCCUCCCCCCCGCCGUCCCACUCACCGCUGGCAUGCCUUCGCACGGCACUGGCUCCGCCAGACCCGCCGUCGGACCAGCGGGGUCCUCCCGGAAAACCCUGAACAGCUGAUGCCCCCAGGCGACUGGAAGGAACAUGAUGUGGAGACCCCUUAUGGGAUGAUCCAUGUGGUGAUUCGAGGGGCCCCCAAGGGAAACAAGCCUGCGAUCCUCACCUACCAUGACGUGGGACUGAACCAUAAGAUGUGCUUCAACCCCUUCUUCAAUAACGAGGACAUGCAGGAGAUCACCAAGCACUUUGUGAUUUGUCAUGUUGAUGCCCCAGGACAACACGUUGGAGCUUCACAGUUCCCACAAGGGUACCAGUAUCCCACUAUGGACCAGCUGGCUGGGAUGCUGCCCACUGUUGUGCAGCAUUUUGGAUUCAAAAGCACUGUCGGGAUUGGAGUUGGAGCUGGAGCUUAUAUAUUGGCCAAGUUCGCACUGAUGUUCCCUGAUAUGGUGGAGGGUUUGGUUCUGCUCAACAUCGACCCGAACGGCAAGGGAUGGAUUGAUUGGGCUGCAUCCAAGCUGUCAGGUCUGACCAGCACUAUCCCAGACACUGUGCUGCCACAUCUUUUCAGCCAGGAGGAAAUGGUGAGCAACACAGAACUUGUUCAGAGCUACCGACAACAGAUAACCAACUCCAUCAACCACCACAACCUCCAGCUCUUCUGGAACAUGUACAACAGUCGGAGGGACCUGGAGAUGAACCGCGGUGGAACAGCGAUUAAUGCUAAGACCUUGAAGUGUCCAGUGAUGCUGGUUGUGGGAGACAACGCCCCUGCUGAAGAGGGAGUGGUUGAGUGCAACUCCAAGCUGGACCCAACCAACACCACAUUCCUAAAGAUGGCUGACUCUGGUGGACUUCCACAGCUCACACAGCCAGGAAAGCUGACUGAAGCCUUCAAGUAUUUCCUCCAGGGAAUGGGCUACAUCGCUUAUGUGAAGGAUCGGAGGUUAAGUGGAGGGCCAGUGCCCUCCGCUAGCAUGACCCGCCUAGCUCGCUCCAGGACGGCCUCACUGACCAGUGCCGGCUCUGUGGAGGGGCCCCGCUCCCGGGCCUGCACCAACUCAGACAGCGCCGAGGGGGUCGGCUCAGUCUCCCAAACCAUGGAGGUGUCCUGCUGAGGAACCACAGAGAGAAGGGAGGAAGAGGGUUAGCGGGGGGGGUGAGGGAAGAGGAGGAUCAAAAAUAAGGCUUGAAGAUAAGUGUUAGCUGACAGCUUUCUCUAUCUCUGUCUUCAUCUUUGUCUGCCAUAUUCUUCCCUGUCACUGUAAAAUACCAUCUGUACUGCUUCUAACACACCCAACAGACCUUUGAAAAUCCACCCCGGCUCCUCCUCGCCCCACACUCAAAAAUAUAAACAGCGGGUUUUGCUCUUGAAGUGUCAUUCUUGUGUUUGCUAAGUGUUCCUCAUUUAUUUGCCUGGACUCCCCCCAAAAGACACACACACAAUCACACUUAUACAAACAACCCAUUAUCCAGACACCAACGUUUAAUCAAAAAGUUGUUGUUAACUUUUGAUUUGAAGGCAAAAAUGAGAAGGAAAGCACAACUUUUUGGGGUUGCCACGAAGGUAAAAUAAAUAAAAACACAUAAAUGCAUGUGGAUUUUGGAAAGUAGUUCAUGUUACUUGUGAGAAGUUGGAAGCAUCUCUCUCUGCAGUGCUGCUAAGGACGCUGAUCUCUUGCCAUGAGUGGACAGGAUGGAACAAAAAGGUGUGUCCAGAGUUGGACAGAUGACACGACGCAGUCUUAUCGUAGCCGAGUGUACCUGUAGCUCUUAGACAUGAUGUGUUAGUUUAUUUUAGAGCCUAACUAUAGCAGCGCAUGCAAAACUAAAGCUGCACCUAGUCUAAAUUUAUAUUGAUUUAAAAUAUAACAAUGUGAUGUUGUCAUCUUCCCCAACCUGGCUCUGUCUCUUUACUUUUCCCUAAAAAAUUAAGCAGAGGCAACUUUUAUCACCUCAGAUCCAGGAAAUUAAACUCUAGUCACUUAUUUUAGUUUAAAUAGAGAAUUAGGGUGGAAGUGUUAAGAGUAGGAGUGAUUUUUAAGCAAAAUGACAAUCUGGAGCUGCGUGGUCUCAUAUAAGGUUCUGAUGUGCAGUUUCUGUAAAAUG